AUGUGGCAGUAUAUUGAAGCUGGUCCCACCAAAUGUCAUAGAGUACUUAGUUUCCCAUCACUGAACGCAGCACGAGAACGUGGUUUCAUGCGAAGAGUUGCUAGCUUGCAGUUCAUUUCAAAGAAGUUGGAACUCAGUGAGAAAGUGCGUGCCUACGUGAAAAUAAGAUACAAGGACGCCUCCAAGUUCAUUAUUUGGCAGGAGUGUCGGCUAGAAGGGAGUGAGGGCAAAGGCAAUGUUCAAUGUGAGGUGUUUCCUCAUGCAAGUCCAGUACGUUUUCCUCCUCGUGAACAUGUUCCGAGAACAACUUUGAAUCAGGCUGAGCUGGAUGACUAUCGUUCUCCAUACCUGCCGUGCACCAUUAAUAGCGUGGCACGAUCCGAUUCAGAAGAUUCCAGCAGCGCAGAAUCGGUACUGGGGAUGACUCGGUUGUGA
Haemonchus placei is the source of this 435-nucleotide messenger RNA. The record is from the annotation of a GenBank genome assembly. NCBI's taxonomy places the organism in Eukaryota, Metazoa, Nematoda, Chromadorea, Rhabditida, Trichostrongylidae.